AUGGAAGUUCCAUCAGAUACUCGUGACUCCACGAUGGAGGACCAUCAUAUUGUUAAGGCCGAUGAGGUUGAUCAAACUGGGACUGAUAUCUCGCCUGUCUCCGACGACCAGCUCAUGGAGGAGGUGGCUGAGGGGCUCCGCCAGGAACGCCAGGAACGCCAGGAACAGACAUCUGAAGUCGCGCCCCCCGCGGAGACGACGCUAUCUGAGUCUGUUAAUCCUAUGAAACGACCUGAACUCCGCCGUGAGGCCUCUGCUCCUCCGCCACCGCUGCAGCCACCGCCUCCGGCUCCAGUUCAGGAGAACCCAGGACAGCCAUCUGACUCACUGAGUCUAUCGCAGUUGCGCAAACUCGUGAAUGAAAUGCCCAAAAUUGAGCAGCCGGCCUAUGCAUUUGAAUAUGCUGACACUCAGCCCUUUCCCGAUGAAUUGGAAGAAUGGUUUCAGUAUAAUGACUUUGACCGUGUCAUGCUAAUGGGUACCAAGGCGACGUUCAAUCAGAGAUGGGAUGUUUUUUGUCAGCAAAAUAACAUUUCGCUCCUCACAUCUUGGCUUGAUGUUUCCCAUGAUAUUCGGCGUACAUUUAUCUCUCAGCUGCUCGGCGGCUUGCAGCAUGCCGAUGUCUCUGUACGGCUGGAGACACUUGAAACAACCUGCUACCUGUUGACUGGAGUUUGGGGCAUAACCGGGGGAAAGUCAUCUCCGGAUUACCCAUCCAAGGAUAGAUCUCAUUCCUCAACCGAGGCUCCUCCGUGGAAGUCCUUGCAGAUCGAUUGGAUUGAGGACAAUGUCUCCCUCCUCCAAGAAUGCUCUGGGGUAAUGGCUUUGACCCAGUACAUGUGCCGACUAUUUGACAAGACACGUUCCAGCACUAGGACGGACCUCAAUGGAAUGGAUCACGAGCGACUCAAUCCUGGCGACAUCACGGCCCCUGAGCGCGAGGCCAAUCUGCUCCUCACAUGUUUGUACUUUGUCGUGGAAGUGGGUCGUCGACAAGAAGCUUCUCGUACUGGGUGCAGCCCUAUCCGCGAUACUCUCAUUCAAUCGGACCCAAAUCUGUUGGUCUCCAUUGUUGAAAUCAUCGCCCGUUUACGUUGGGAUGAAUCUGCCAAUAUCCCACUUACCAGAAUUCUUCUUUUGCUUUGGAAAUCACUGCUCCUUGUAUUCGGAGGCGUCGAUGACCUGAAGCGAGCCAAAGACGCCCUGGAGCCUUUCCAUUCAGCGGACAGAGAUGACACUAACCGCCGGACUCCAUUCCUUCAUGCCUCGCCCUUGGAUUACCACGUCUUCCGCCAAGAGAUCACAUCGAAAUACCCAGCUUACAACCCUCCUCCACUUGCUGUUCCGUUGGAAUUGGAAAAUAACUCAAUUCUUCCCCCUCUUCCACACAACGCGAUUAAGAUCAACUCAUCGAGUGGUAUAUUCUGUGGCGUCGGACCGUCUAUUGCUGGCGGGAAUGGCUCUAUUAUUCAACAGUCUGUUCACAUCGCAACCCCGGCACCAUCCCCACCGCCAUCUCCCAUUGGCCCAGGAGGCAAGGCCGGGAAAAAGCAGAACUACCAAACCAACCAGAACUUCCCCUUUAUGUACCCUCCAUUAGAUGAUUCCAGUAAUCGCAUUGGUGGAAAGGGUACCACAGAACGACAGGAUACAUUGGUUGGAAAGCGAUGGGAAGGUAGUGACGUUCCCGCAUCCAUCAUUGAAGCUGGAAGGCUCUUUUCCACACACGUAAAGAUGACCCGUGCCAUUCGACAACUGUGGCAGGAACGCGAACAUUUUAUGACCUACGAUCGUGGUUGGAACGCUGAAGAUGCUGCUCAUUUCCCUGAUGCCGACCUAUCAGAUGAUUUUGAACACUUGGAUCUUUCGGAGAGCGAAGAGAACCCGGGAAAGAAAUCUGAACAGAGGGAGACAGAUGACCCUGACAUUCAGCGGCGUUUAGAUGCUGUUGAAGAUUUCUACGGCAAAACUUUGUCCCAUCUUCAAUCUAUUACGAUAGUCUUUUUGAAGAUCAUUUUGACAAAUGUCAGCUCGGUGGUCAGCCAAGCUGGUAGCUAUAACCAGAGCAUGAGCAAUGGAAUGAAUGGAUCGCACGAUUUGUUCUCCGAUGCAUCCAUUGAUGAACUUGAUAAUAUUAGACUUCGCGAGAUUACCGGAAAGGCAGUAUCUGGAAUUUUGGUGCUUCUCUUGAAGUGGUUCAAGCGGUCUCAUAUCCUGAAAUUCGAAUACAUGACGCAGCUGCUUCUAGAUUCUAAUUAUCUCCCUCUAAUUCUCAAGAUGUUCGCCCACCAAGACGUCGAUCAGGCCGUUGCACAGAAGAAUGAUCGUGAAGACUUGUCGUUCUUCCACUUCUGCGCCAGCAACACCGAUGCCCAGGAUAGCGACGAUAACUCAGGCGGGGACACCGAGAGCGAGGACGAGGCGAUGCCACCUCCAAUCUCUCGACACCGUCCCGAAUUCAUGCGUGGGCUAUCUGAGGAAGGCUCAGUCACCGAUAUGUUCAAUGGGCCCACCCGACCUGAGGUCGACGAGCUGGGCUACCCAACAGUCCCUCCCCCGAAAGAACCAAUCACGACAUUCUCCUUCCGCAACUUCUUUUCCUCCAUUAAUUACUUGCAUGUGAUGCAAAAGAUCACUCGCAACAAGGCUCACCGUUGCCUUUUACUCGUGCAGUACAAGUCAAGCAACAUCCUCCGCAAGGGCCUCAAGAUCCCUGAUCCCCACCUCCGCGAUUACACCCUCAAGCUGUUCAAAUCGCAGGUCCCAUACUGUGGUCGGAAGUGGAGACAGGGUAACAUGCGUGUUAUCACCGCUAUCUACCUCUACUGCCGGCCUGAACUCCGCGACGACUGGCUCGCCGGUUCCGACGUCGAUGCCGAGGUGGAAGAGGCUUUGCCAUUGGAACAAGCUCUGCGAGGCCUAACCCACUGGUGGCAUCUGCGCCAGUACAAGGAUGUGAUGGGCGGCAACGAAAACACAUCGAUGGUAGAAGAGGAGCGGGAUUUCUUUGUCCGGGAGCUUGAGUCUAUGGGCUGGGGAUUUGCUGAUGACAUGCUUGGUGGAUCUGGCGAUGAUCAGGAGAUGGCCGGUCAGAUGGCCAAUGGCACUGAGUGGGAAGGUGUCCCUCUGCCUACGGAAGGAUGGCCGUAA
This is a messenger RNA of Penicillium nucicola, 3150 nucleotides long. RefSeq names its product FAR11/STRIP family protein. NCBI's taxonomy places the organism in Eukaryota, Fungi, Ascomycota, Eurotiomycetes, Eurotiales, Aspergillaceae. Gene Ontology annotation, biological process: cytoskeleton organization. Bases 1 to 3150 code for a protein of 1049 amino acids. The record is from RefSeq and is a predicted model, not a curated record. The transcript has 5 exons. Gene Ontology annotation, cellular component: cytosol.